Pararge aegeria (speckled wood butterfly) is the source of this 1797-nucleotide messenger RNA. RefSeq names its product lipase 3-like. Lineage: Eukaryota; Metazoa; Arthropoda; Insecta; Lepidoptera; Nymphalidae. Gene Ontology annotation, biological process: lipid metabolic process. Gene Ontology annotation, molecular function: hydrolase activity, acting on ester bonds. The record is from RefSeq and is a predicted model, not a curated record. The transcript has a single exon. Bases 13 to 1392 code for a protein of 459 amino acids.
UGUUCCUACAUUAUGAUUGUUAACGUAUUUACAUUUAUGGUGCUACUUUUAUCAUGCUGUGGUCAAGAAACGAUCCCCUUCGGAAGUGUGUUUAUUAAUACACUCACCAGGAAUCCGAUAGUGCAACUUGCAUCGCGAACAUCAGCAGAAGUAUUCGCCAACGCCGUUGGUGUCAUCACUAAAGCUCCCAAAGCACAGAUCGCGGACACCCUCUACACCUACCCAUUUCUCGUGAACAGAAAUUUGCUCAACUACGCUGACGCACUGGUCUUUGAAUAUAAUGCUCAUGUGAACAAUGAAGACGUCACGCUUAGUAUCAGUGAGCUCAUAACAAAGUAUGGAUACUCAGUGGAAAGGCACGAUGUGCGUACCCAAGACGGCUACAACCUACAUAUGUUCAGGAUACCGAGCAACGGAUCCGUGGUUUUCCUCAUGCACGGUUUGGGAGGUUGUGCAGACGACUUCGUUUUGGCCGGACCACAGAGUGGACUCGCUUAUCUCUUAUCCAAAGAGGGCUACGACGUUUGGAUGGGGAAUGCCCGUGGGAAUAAACAUUCACGCAGUCACGAAUACCUCACGCCUUCCGAUCCGGAAUUUUGGGACUUUUCGUGGCACGAGAUUGGUUACUAUGAUCUGCCAGCUAUGAUAGACCAUACACUUGCAAUAAGUAAGUCUGACAAACUUAAAUAUAUAGGACACUCUCAAGGAACCACAGUCUUCUUCGUAAUGGCAGCAGAGAGAGAAGAGUACAACGACAAAAUUGCCCUCAUGGUUGCUCUGUCUCCAGUAGCGUAUAUGACACACGUAAAGUCUCCAUUAGUGAGGCUCCUAUCACCAGGAACGCCUCUCAUUUACGAGGUGACGAAGAGCUUAGGCUUGUACGAGUUGAUGCCAGAUAAUGCGUUGACAAGAUCGUUGAAACUUCUGCUAUGCGGAGUUGGACCCUUAGAGGAUAUUCUGUGCAGUAAUGUUUUGUUUUUAAUCGUCGGCUUCGACUUGGAGCAGCUUAACAUGACCAAUCUGCCCGUGAUAUUGAGCCACGUGCCGGCCGGCUCAUCAGUGAAACAGCUCGCACACUACGGGCAAGGUGUCGUUUCGGGGGAAUUCAGACAAUUCGAUUUUGGCGCGAAAGGGAAUCUGGAGAGGUACGGUUCGCUGAUUCCCCCGAAAUAUGCCAUGGAUCGAGUCCGGGUGCCGGUUUCGUUGUUCUACAGUGACGAGGACUGGUUGGCUCAUCCCGAUGACGUGGACAGAUUAUACAACGAACUGUUUAACGCUGUGGACAUUCACAGGGUUCCGUACGACCAGUUUAACCAUUUAGAUUUUAUAUUCGCGAAAGAAUUUAAAAGAUUGAUAUAUAAAAGAUUACGAAAAUUGCUGUCAUUAUUUUAACAACGGAAAUUUUAUACACCAUUAAUUGUGAUGUGUAGAUACUUAAGUCUGUAAGGGGUAAAUAAAAAUAAAAAAUGAACACCGUAUAUAUUUACUAAUGGAAUUAGCAUAUAUGUGUAAUUAAAUUGUGUAUACGUACAAUAACUAUAGAUAUACCUAGAUAGUUCCUACAUAGUAUUUCCAUAGUACAGCAGUUAGAUUAACAAACAAUUGGUGUCUAUAAUUGUAGAACGAUUAACUCGCUGAUCCUCAUUAAUACCAAAUUGUCAGUUUGAAAUUUUUUUUAGCUGAUUUUAGAAAUAAACUUCAUAAUCAAUUUUCGAUGGUUAAAUAGUACAUUUUCCUACCAACACCAAGGAAUCUGUCACCUUCAAAAAAUGAAUUGAGGACGUGGUUUUUGAAUAC